Phymastichus coffea is the source of this 526-nucleotide messenger RNA. It is a transcript of the gene RpS13, whose product is annotated as small ribosomal subunit protein uS15. The record is from RefSeq and is a predicted model, not a curated record. NCBI's taxonomy places the organism in Eukaryota, Metazoa, Arthropoda, Insecta, Hymenoptera, Eulophidae. Gene Ontology annotation, cellular component: cytosolic small ribosomal subunit; ribosome; nucleolus. The transcript is spliced from 3 exons. Gene Ontology annotation, molecular function: small ribosomal subunit rRNA binding; structural constituent of ribosome. Bases 34 to 489 code for a protein of 151 amino acids. Gene Ontology annotation, biological process: translation.
UAUGUGGUUCUUUUGGUGAAGAAAUCCGCCAACAUGGGUCGUAUGCACGCUCCUGGUAAGGGUAUUUCCCAGUCAGCUCUUCCCUACAGAAGAAGCGUACCAACCUGGCUCAAGCUUACACCAGAAGAUUGUAAAGAGCUGAUCUACAAACUAGCAAAGAAGGGUCAUACUCCAUCACAAAUUGGUGUUAUCCUAAGAGACUCGCAUGGAGUUGCACAGGUGCGUUUCCGUACAGGAAAUAAGAUCUUAAGAAUUGUCAAGAGCAUGGGACUGGCUCCUGAUCUACCUGAGGAUUUAUACUAUCUUAUCAAGAAGGCAGUGGCCAUCCGUAAACAUCUGGAGCGUAACCGCAAAGAUAAGGACAAUAAAUUCCGUCUUAUCUUAGUUGAGUCCAGGAUCCACAGGCUUGCAAGGUAUUACAAGACAAAGGGUUCUCUGCCACCCAACUGGAAAUACGAAAGCUCCACAGCCAGUGCUCUUGUGGCUUAAUUUUAUAUCAUUAUAAUUCAAUAAAAUAUUAUAUUUA